Xenopus laevis (African clawed frog) is the source of this 3826-nucleotide messenger RNA. RefSeq names its product sarcalumenin (gene srl.S). Lineage: Eukaryota; Metazoa; Chordata; Amphibia; Anura; Pipidae. The coding region runs from base 42 to 1460 and encodes 472 amino acids. Gene Ontology annotation, molecular function: GTPase activity; GTP binding. Gene Ontology annotation, cellular component: sarcoplasmic reticulum membrane; sarcoplasmic reticulum lumen. The record is from RefSeq and is a predicted model, not a curated record. The transcript has 6 exons.
AUAUAGAGGAGCCAACCAUCCCAUAUUUCUUGGCUGCCACCAUGAGAGGACCAGGGUUAUUCUGCUGCUGCCUGACAGCUCUUCUGCUGCUUGGGGGUGCAGAUGAUGUGAAUGAAGCAGAAGAAAUAACUACAAGGGACCGGACCCACAUAGACAGCACUCUGAAACUCACAGAGGAUAGUCCAAAAGAUGAUUACGCAGGGGCACUGCAGCGGCUAAGGAAAAUUUAUCAUAAUGCCAUCAGACCUCUGGAACUGUCUUAUAAAUACAAUGAGCUGAGACAGCAUGAAAUUACAGAUGGUGAGAUCACUUCCAAACCAAUGGUUCUCUUCUUGGGUCCCUGGAGUGUGGGCAAGUCCACCAUGGUCAACUACCUCUUGGGACUGGAUGAUACUCCAUAUCAGCUGUACACAGGUGCUGAGCCCACCACUUCUGAAUUUACCGUCCUGAUGCAUGGGCCAAAGAUGAAGACUAUUGAGGGCAUUGUCAUGGCAGCUGAUAGUUCCCGCUCUUUUUCCCCACUUGAGAAAUUUGGACAGAAUUUUCUGGAGAAACUGAUCGGGAUUGAGAUCCCUCACAAGCUUCUGGAAAGAGUUACUUUUGUGGAUACUCCUGGGAUCAUUGAGAACCGUAAACAGCAGGAGAGAGGUUACCCAUUUAAUGAGGUUUGCCAGUGGUUCAUUGAUCGAGCUGAUCUGAUCUUUGUGGUUUUUGACCCAACCAAGUUAGAUGUUGGCCAGGAGCUGGAAAUGCUGUUCCGGCAGCUGAAAGGACGAGAGUCCCAAAUCCGUAUAAUCUUAAAUAAGGCUGACAGCUUGGCCACUCAAGAACUAAUGAGGGUUUAUGGAGCACUAUUCUGGAGUUUGGCUCCUCUGAUCAAUGUAACAGAACCACCAAGAGUCUAUGUCAGCUCUUUCUGGGAAGAUGACUACCACCCUGACACACACAAGGAACUCUUCCUUAAGGAGGAGAUCUCCCUUUUAGAAGAUCUCAAACAGGUCAUUGAGAAUCGUCUUGAAAACAAGAUUGCUUUCAUCCGGCAGCAUGCUAUUAGGGUUCGCAUCCAUGCUCUUCUAGUGGACCGUUAUCUUCAUACUUAUAAAGACAAGAUGACAUUUUUUAGUGACGGAGAGCUAGUAUUUAAGGACAUUAUUGAAGACCCUGACAAAUAUUUCAUCUUUAAAUCCAUCCUCGCUAAGACCAAUGUCAGCAAGUUUGAUCUCCCCAACAAAGAAGCUUACAAAGAUUUCUUUGGGGUCAACCCAAUUACAAGCUUUAAACUCCUUUCCCAGCAGUGCUCCUACAUGGGUGGCUGUCUUUUAGACAAGAUUGAGAAAGCCAUCACUCAUGAGCUACCAGAUCUUCUUGGCAGCAUUGGCCUCGGUAAAAAACCCGGGGCACUCAACUGUGACGUAACUGGAUGCGGAGAGGCUCCAAAAAAUCGCUACAGGAAACAUUAACUGCUUUCCCUCAAGAUACCAUAAUCACCAAAACAAUCUCAAAGUGUUUCAGCACCAUAACAAGGUCCCGUGAUCUUUCAGUGAUGGAGUUAAUCAGCUCCAGAAGACCUUGAGGACUCUGCCCUCCUUACAAUGUGUCCUCAAGGUGUGUUGCAAAGAUGAUACUGUUUAAACCCUUCUGUGCUGAAAAGAUCAAUGCAUUGGUGGUCAUUCGUAAAGAAUUAAGGAAAGCGCUUGAGGUAUCUAAAAGGAAGUCUGAUAUUCUUGAUGGGACUCUCAGAGAGACUGCAGCAAAUUAGGAUUUCACUUUUUUCUCACUAGGUUUCUAACUUCACAAACAUUUCAUUAAAAAAAACAAUAAUACAAUAGCUGCAUACUGUUCUGUUUUGAGACCAAGAUGGCUAGGGCAAGUGAGAAAUCUCAAUUUACUGCAGUCUCUUCUGAUACUUCUGGCAUUGCAAAAUCCCAAAUCAGAGAAAUGUUUAAAUAUGCCUUUUUUACGUUAUGAAGGUCCAUCAUUGUAAAUAUGUAAACUCCAUGUCUAAACCAAUCUUCUAUAGAACACAAAGUCUUCCCUGAAGCAACCAGUGAAUUGGUAGGUUUUAAUUAUUUAAGAUAUCAACACGAGGGCUUCCGUUUUGUGGAUCUGCUAUAAACUACCUAUUAAGGCAAUACAAUAGUCUAAAAUUAUAUGAAACUGUUGGGGUGGGAAAGCAAUGCUCAAUUUACCAAAAUUGUACUGAGUUUAUCCUAUGUAUGUGUGCCAUGGCUCCCUUUAAACUGCCUAUAUUUAAAACAGCAUUACUGUCUGUAUGCGUAUAUUUUUAUUUUUUUUAAAACAUAGGUCUCCCUGCUGCAUUUUGAAACUGUUUUUCUUAUUUUUACCAUUUUUUUAACCAUUUUAACCAGUUGCUGUUCUGUUCCUUAGCAACCUCUAAUCUCACAAAUACUGAAGAAGCAACAGUCAAAAAUGCUGCUUUCUAUUAUCUUUACAAGGCCAUCUAAGCAUGUUACAAUGCACCAGUAGUAUCAACAGCUUGACAAUUUAUUAAUAGAUUUUUGUAUGCACAAGUGCCAGUUAGACACAUAAAGAUGCAUGGUCUUUGUUCAUGUGCUUCAAUUUGCCACAACUGCACACAAUCACAGUAACAUUUUUUUUUUAAAGGGAUCCUGUCAUUGUAAAACAUGUUUUUUUCAAAACACAUCAGAUAAAAGUGCUACUCCAGCAGAAUUCUGCACUGAAAUCCAUUUCUCAAAAGAGCAAACAGAUUUUUUUAUAUUCUGCUUUCUGGCAGGCUGCUGUUUUUCCUUCUCAAUGUAACUGAAUGUGUCUCAGUGGGACAUGGGAUUUUACUAUUGAGUGCUGUUCUUAGAUCUACCAGGCAGCUGUUAUCUUGUGUUAGGGAGCUGUUAUCUGGUUACCUCCCCAUUGUUCUUUUGUUUGGCCGCUGGUGGGAAAAAGGGAAGGAGUGAUAUCACUCUAACUUGCAGUACAGCAGUAAAGAGUGAUUGAAGUUUAUCAGAGCACAAGUCACAUGACUUGGGGCAGCUGGGAAAUUGACAAUAUGUCUAGCCCCAUGUCAGAAUUCAAAAUUGAAUAUAAAAAAAUCUGUUUGCUCCUUUGAGAAAUGGAUUUCAGUGCAGAAUUCUGCUGGAGCAGCACUAUUAACUGAUUCAUUUUGAAAAAAAACAUUUUUCCCCAUGACAGUGUCCCUUUAAGAAUGUGUUGUUAAGUGUAAAUCUAAAUAAGUACAUGUACCAGACAGUAAUGCUGCUAUAAUAUAGCUGCACAAUGUCCAUUAAACAAUAUAGUGUAAAUGGUUUCAAUAAAAGGAAAUACAGCCUCUUCAAGGGAUACCUUAACCCUUUAAAUUUUAGUAGGACAUCAAUCAGGAUAAUAUAUGUCAGAUAUUUGAGUUGGAGGCUGGAAGGUUAACGGUUAGCGUAUAAAAAAAGGGUAAAGUUCUAAUUGUUUUGACUUUAGUGUGAUUUUCUGUAAGUUUAGUUAAUCGCUUACAUGCUGAAGGCCCCUGCGCCUGUUGCAGGAGGAUCACUAUACUGAGAUACAUCUGGAGCUAAUUGAGAUAUUCCUUCUGGAAGAUUUUGACGGGGUUAUCAAAAACCGUCAUGGAAGCAUUGAUUAUUGGCAUCCUCCUACAAAGUCCCCGCAGGCCCCUUCAGCACUUGUUGGAUUAAUAUAAAGUAGAUUUAGAUAUAAAUGAAUGGGGUAAGCAGCAGAUGACACUUCCUUGGUCCAAAUAAUGAAUCCAAUAUUUUUUUUUAUCAUCAAUUAUACUUCCAGUUUGUUAUUAUGAGCCUCUGGACUGAUUCUCCUCUUCAAAUAAAAUUGUUUGAGCUUGUCAAAA